GCUUCAGAUGAAUACAAACGAACACGAUCGGCAAUGUAUCCAAACAUGGAAGCGUACCUACUUUGCGCCGCGGUGGAUGAUAAGCCAUCAGUGGAGAAUUUGUUAAAAUGGAUGAGCGAACUAAAAUCUUCCCGUGUUCACAAACGCCCCAUAGUCUUGCAUCUGACCAAAUGUGAUUUGAAGCUGGACGAAACGAUUUCCGCAGAGACCCUAGUUGGGCAACAACUGGUUAACCAGAUGGCCUCGAAAUUGCAGGUCGCAGAUCUAUUCUACUGUUCCGCAAAAACUGGUGAAAAUGUGGAGGUCGCUUUCAAAAGGGCAGCAGAGUUGGCGAUUCGUUCGGAUCAAAAGGGGAAAUCGAAAUGUGUUAUUGUUUAAAUGCAUUGCAUUAGUGUGGGUAUUUUCAAAUGUGGGUCAGCGAAACAAUCGCUUUCUCUACUCCUUUGUCAAUUGCCACACUGAUUUUCUUAUAAAUGUUAGUAUUAUGAGUGAUCAGAUGUCUACUUGAAAACUAACACUAAUUGCACAUGUUCAGCAUGAAGGAAGUGCAAAGAAUGUUUUUGUGUCUUUCAUUUUCAAUAUUCUUGUCUAGAUAUGUUUCAGAAUGGGUGUUUUUCUCCCACUGCAGGGAGCUACCGAAUCGUCUUUGGAUUCUCUGUCGCACUCGAUUGGAUGUUUGAUGUGUAUUUGAGCUGCCUUUAUUUACUUGAAAGCAAUUAUUCCUCAACUGUAAAACUUGACGGGUUUUCUU
Messenger RNA from Dicrocoelium dendriticum, 751 nucleotides. The record is from the annotation of a GenBank genome assembly. NCBI's taxonomy places the organism in Eukaryota, Metazoa, Platyhelminthes, Trematoda, Plagiorchiida, Dicrocoeliidae.